AUGGAUACUGCUGGGGACUGGUGCUUAAUAGAAAGUGAUCCUGGAGUAUUCACUCAAUUGAUCCGGAAAUUUGGUGCCAAAGGAGUACAAGUAGAAGAAUUGUGGACUAUAGAAGAUGGAAUUUUUGAAAGUUUAAGACCAGUACAUGGACUCAUAUUUCUCUUUAAAUUUAUUCAACAUGAAGAUCCGUCUGGACCUGUUGUGACAGACAAUCGCCUUGAUAAAAUCUAUUUUGCAAAACAGGUGAUAAAUAACGCGUGCGCGACACAGGCUGUCGUUAGUAUUUUGCUGAACUGUAAUCAUCCUGAUGUAGAACUCGGCCAAGAGUUGACGAAACUAAAAGAGUUCAGUAUGUCAUUUGACCCCAAAAUGAGAGGGUUGACUCUCAGCAAUUCCCAGACUAUUCGUGCUGCACACAAUUCUAUGACAAAUCAAACUCUUUUUGAGUUUGACCCAAAAGCAGCUAGCAAGGAGGAUGAUGCGUACCACUUUGUAGGCUAUAUGCCGAUUGAUGGACGUCUUUAUGAACUUGAUGGGCUUAGAGAAGGCCCCAUUGAUCAUGGCCCGAUUGCUCCUGAACAAGAUUGGCUAGAUGUCGUCAGACCUAUAAUCAUGAAGAGGAUUAAUGUGUACACCGAAGGUGAGAUACACUUCAAUCUGAUGGCCAUAGUAUCCGACAGAAAAAUGAUAUACGAACGCCAAUUGGAAGAACUCUUAAAUGCAUCUCAGAUGCUUGGUAUGGAGACUGAUGAAUUCGAAACAGAAAUACCGAGGUUACGUAUGUUGAUAGAAUACGAGGACGUCAAAAUGGCUCGGUAUCAACAGGAAAUGGCCCGUAGGCGUCAUAAUUAUCUACCAUUUAUUGUAGUGUUGCUGAGGAUACUAGCAGAAGAAAAGAAACUGAUGCCUUUGUAUGAGAAAGCUAAAGAGCGUGCAUCGAAGAGAGGCCCGAAGAAAAUGAAAGUAUAA
Molecule: messenger RNA, 969 nt
Organism: Diatraea saccharalis (sugarcane borer)
Lineage: Eukaryota; Metazoa; Arthropoda; Insecta; Lepidoptera; Crambidae
Source: the annotation of a GenBank genome assembly